Messenger RNA from Scophthalmus maximus (turbot), 1417 nucleotides. RefSeq names its product serglycin (gene srgn). Lineage: Eukaryota; Metazoa; Chordata; Actinopteri; Pleuronectiformes; Scophthalmidae. The transcript has 4 exons. Bases 126 to 674 code for a protein of 182 amino acids. The record is from RefSeq and is a predicted model, not a curated record.
UUUCGGGGGAGAGUCGUGGUUCGACGCAGUUGACACUCAUUCUGCAGGAGAAGCUUCGCCCCGCGGACAGGAACUCCUCCACAAGCGUCCCCGUCGCGUUGAUCAGAGGAAAAGUGCGUGAGAGGAUGAAACUGAUGCUGCUGCUCGUCGUCGUGUGGUGCCUCGCCGUGCACAGCGGGAGAGGGGCACCGCAGACUGCUGUCUAUAAGUUGGUAAAAUGUAACCCAGAGGGUGACCAGGCGAACUGUGUGACCCACCAAAGUCCAGAGAUGGCGUGGAGUCCGGACCUACCAGCCAAACUGCCUGCUUCGACGGCACAGCAUCUUGAGCUAGUGCCUGUGGAGGACGAAGGUCCCCAGAGAGAGGAGGACGAGGUGGAUCAGAUGGUAGAGGAAAUGUCAAUGAUCGGUGAAGAGGGGGAGUCACCUGUGCCCGAGGAAGGCUCUGGUGUGUAUGAAGGCUCUGCAUCUGAAGGUCCCUUCAUUGCGGACCGCGCCUUUGUUACUGCUGAAAGUGAGACAGGCUCUGGGGAGUCCUGGAAAGUGAAUGACAUGGAACGAAACCAAGGUGGGGACGUGAGAGGCUUGAGGCGGUUGCUCCGCAGCAGGUCUGUGGUUGGUGAGGCAAAACCAGCCGAGCAGGAGUUGAGAGACGACCACCUACUGCAGAUGUAGACAAAACACACACACACACACACACACACACACACACACGCACACACACACGCGCACGCACACACACACACACACACACACACACACACGCACAGAGAGAGAGAGAGAACAGUAUCGAUUUUAUAUUCAUCCUGUCCAUACAAAGAGUAAAUUUUAUCACCACCUGGUGGUGGAAAAACUCAAAGACUGAUAAAUGCUAACUAUCUCUUUUUUAUUCUCAGUAUUAUUGAUGGUGAUUAUUCUCUUCAACAAUGAUUCCAAAAUGUAAAAGUAUCUGCCAAAGUUUAAUAAUGCACAAAUGAGACAUAUACACACUUCAGUUCAUGUUGGCAGUGUCCUAUAUUUGUGCUUUCCUUUGAGGUGUGUAAAUUGGAAAAUGCCUCUUAAUAUAAAUGAUAAAAUAUGACUUUGAAUAAUGGUAGUACCUGUGCAAUACGAUGACCCAUUUGUCCAAGCAUUGAUCACUCAAUGGAGAUGUGGUUCACAAAAGAAAUAGACGUAUUUAUAUUAUUCAAUCCCAUUUGUGUUAAAUGUUGUGACACUUACCCAGGAGUGUUAUUCAUAUAUAUCUUGGGAACUUCUAGUCUGCAAGAAAAUCUUGCAAACCCAAACCCCUCAGGAAUGGAUUUAAGCAAUCUUAAACUCACUGUGAGCUGGAAAAUGUUCAAAAUAUGUGUAAUGCACAUACUCUGUGUUGUCUAAUUUGCAUUUGAAAUUCUUCUAUUAAUAAAAGAUUUACAACA